ACCAAUAUGGCGGCUGUUAUUGCUCGUAGUGGCUCUCGUAGUUUUUCACUGAUUUUAAGAAAACAAGCUCUUACCAUGACGAAGGGAUUAUGUUCAAGUUCAGGAGAAGAACCAGGUCCAAGAAUCUACACCAGAACAGGAGACAAAGGAUUUUCCAGUACCUUUGGUGGGCAACGACUACCAAAAACUGAUAUUCUUUUUGAAGCACUUGGUACCAAUGAUGAGCUUUCAUCACAUAUUGGGGUUGCCAAGGAAUUUUGUGAAAAUUCAGGACAUGAGGAUCUUAUCAAUAAACUAGACAAGAUUCAGUGUAUUCUACAAGAGGUUGGCUCCAACAUUGCAACUCCAAGAGACACAUCAAGAGAAAGAAAAUUGAAACAAACAGAGUUUAACGAAGGAUACAUACCAGAACUGGAAAAAUGGAUUGAUGUUUACCACAACCAGCUUCCUCCUCUUAAAAACUUUAUUCUUCCAUCAGGGGGGAAGAGCAGUGCCUUGUUACAUGUGGCAAGAACACUAUGCAGAAAAACAGAAAGAAGAGUUGUUCCUCUUGUGCAGAAUGGAAGUGUUGAUCCAGCUGUUGGGAGAUACUUAAACAGGUUGAGCGAUUUUCUAUUCACUGCUGCUCGAUAUUCAGCAAAAUGUGAAGGUAAAACAGAAGCAAUAUAUCACAGAGUACAGCCCGACUGAUUGGUAUCCUUAUGGCAACAGUUUGAGUGGCGUGAUGGGACCUACAAACAUUUAAUAGCAGGGUGAAUUACAAGCAAAUAUAUUCUGGUGCGUCGAACAGAGGGUUAUCAAGACGCAAAGAAAAUAUGUCGUAAACAUUGAAGGUGCAUGCACAUCAUGCCCCCCCCCCCCCCCCAAAAAAAAAAACGUUUUAUCUGUGCAAGAAAUUAUAGGGCCACAUUGUACAAGAAUUCACUACCUCCUCUAGGUCUACCAAUAUYGUUUAUUAAACACUUAUACCCAAGGAGAUAUCCCAUAAGGUUUUCAUGAUCGCUGUUCAAUUGUGUACGACAUUCAAUUGAAUUUAUUAAUAAUGUUGAAUAAUUUUCGUUAAAA
Molecule: messenger RNA, 1065 nt
Organism: Actinia tenebrosa (Australian red waratah sea anemone)
Lineage: Eukaryota; Metazoa; Cnidaria; Anthozoa; Actiniaria; Actiniidae
Product: corrinoid adenosyltransferase MMAB
Molecular function (GO): corrinoid adenosyltransferase activity
Source: RefSeq, a predicted model, not a curated record